AUGGCCAUCACCAGAGCGCUUGACGAGCCAAACCUGUCGGGCAAUAUGGACAAGCAGCUUCGUUGGGACCCCACCAAGGGCGCGAUGACAACCACGACAGCGUCAAAGGGGCCAGAAGGUGGCUUCACGCUUGACCACGUCUUUGAGAGGCAGUUCAUCUCCGGGCUUGCCAUAUUCAAGAUGGAAGGGGCGGAUCCUCCUAUCUCGAUUCUGAAUGACAUCCUCUCACUCGCAAAUCUUCCUGGAAACCUGGUUUGGAUUCCCAAAGCGCUGCAUACCAAGAAGAGCAACAUCUUCGGCCGAGCAGCAGGAGAGUUUGACAAGGAAACAUGCAAUUAUCUCAAUGCAUGUCAGGCGUCCUUCAAGCAAUCGCUGGACCAGUUCGACGCCAGUACCAAAGCGGGUAUUGUGAAAGAAGUAGUCAAGGCCAUGAAGGAAACUCACUGGUACACCGGUAAAUGGGAAGAUCUGAUAGAUGAGAGCUGGUUCUAG
Messenger RNA from Coniosporium apollinis CBS 100218, 492 nucleotides. RefSeq lists its product as uncharacterized. The transcript is spliced from 3 exons. Lineage: Eukaryota; Fungi; Ascomycota; Dothideomycetes. Bases 1 to 492 code for a protein of 163 amino acids. The record is from RefSeq and is a predicted model, not a curated record.